CGUUGAAGACCGACGACGAAUAGCAAUACGUGGCGCAACAAUUUGGGUGAGGGAUGGAGAUGGUAGGGGAGCUACAACGUGGAGCAUCUCGACUACAGGAUACACUCGGUGACAAUGAAGAUGACGUCUCGCUUACAGAAGUUGCUGAAGGUGAGCAAGAUGAUGAUUGCAAUGUCCUCCGCUAUUAUACAAGUAUUUGCGCUAUGUCUGAGAUCUGGGAAUCUGAAAGAAAGACGAGUUGUGCUGUUACUGUGCAUGAGUGUGAUGAGUAUGAGGGGGGGGGAGAAGAAAGGUGGGCUAACUUGAUGGCACUGUCCUACCAGGUUGAGGAGGAGAGUGCAGCUGGCGAUGAAGAGAGGGAAUAUGCCUCUGAUGAUGAGGAGGGGGGAGAAGAAAGGUGGGCCAACUUGAUGGCACUGUCCUGCCAGGUCGAGGAGGGGAGUGCAGUUGGCGAUGGGGAGGGGGAAUAUGCCACUGAUGACGCAGGUGAGUGGGAAGGGAAGUGGGGGCUAUUGGCAGCGGUGGAAAUGGCGGCAGCGGCAGCGGAGACAGCAAUAGUAACAACAACAACAUCUACAACAACAAUAUUGGAGGUUGAGCAGGGGUCGGCAGAGGAGAGGCGAGGAAUGGGCGGGAUUGGAGAGAAGGGUGGGAUGGUCAACAACAACAAAGACAAUAACAACAUUGACAACAACAACAAUAGUGAAUUUAACAACGACGGCGAGCGGCGAAUGGGCGAACUGGUGCGUGGUGACUUCGAGGGGAUUGGGGGUGUCAACAGCGACAACAAGAACAACAGCGAUGGUGCCAACAACAACAACAACAACAACAAUAACAACAAUAACAACAAUAACAACAAUGAUGAAGGUGAGCGGGGAUCGGGUGAGAUGGGCGAGCACGAUGAGACGGGGGACAGCAACAACAACAGCGACGGCAGUAACAACAGCAACAACAACAACAGCACUAACAACAACAACAAUUAUGACGAGGAUGGAGGUGGCGAUCAUGACAGCAGCGACGUGGAGAGCGGUGAUGUCGAGGGGAUUGGUGGAGACGUCCGUGGCAGCAGCAUGCCGCAAGCGUACCCCCUAUUCCUACUAUCUGACCUCAUUGUGACCAGCACUCAGGGCCAUUACCCUACCAUCGAGGGGAACUUGGACCCAACAGUAGUGACAGGCACAAGGGCUAGUGACCCAGCCCUGGUGGAAGCGUAGUCGAACGAGCCUCGCUGUACGGGAACUCCGGACGCCAGGCUCAAGCAAUCACCUAUUAGCCCCUAAGUAGACCGACUAGUAACUCACGCCCUCUCUUAUCAUCGAGACACCUAAUGCAGUUGUAGUUUUGAGAAUGGGAUGUCCGGGCGGUAAGUGUAGCGGACCCACCAGGUGUGGUGCUCCGCUAAUGAUAGAGACGGAGAUGGAGGAAGAAGGGCGGGAGCAAGAUGCACAGCGCAGCUCCCACGCG
This is a messenger RNA of Chara braunii, 1464 nucleotides long. Lineage: Eukaryota; Viridiplantae; Streptophyta; Charophyceae; Charales; Characeae. The record is from the annotation of a GenBank genome assembly.